GUUCCCGCAAUCGAAGCCUCGUGACGCGGUUUGGCGUCACGAAGGAGGUGCUCCAGGAGGGCGACGGCAAAAAUUACCCAAAGAAAGGUGAUACCGUGACCAUGCACUACACGGGAACUUUGAGCAACGGCAAGAAGUUCGAUUCCAGCCGAGACCGAGGCCAGCCGUUUCGGACGCAAAUUGGCGUGGGCCAGGUCAUCCGUGGCUGGGACGAGGGCGUACCCACCAUGAGCCUCGGGGA
Molecule: messenger RNA, 241 nt
Organism: Symbiodinium necroappetens
Lineage: Eukaryota; Dinophyceae; Suessiales; Symbiodiniaceae
Source: the annotation of a GenBank genome assembly